AUGCCCCCAUCCAAGGAUAAAGACAUGGAUGGAGACUUCUUCAUGUCUCCAUCAUUGGAUGGAGACAACUUUGCACUCUGGACAACUAAACCUGCUAGGAUUCUUCUGGAGAGAUGGUUCGCUCAAACACAGAAACUGGAGGAACAGAUAGGCAAAGAUCCUCACUCGCCUUUAGUUACUAAGUUAGUUCAUAACAUUCGACCAAAUGAAUGGACAAAACUAUCAGGCAACGAUGUUGGAGAAUUUCACUACAAGUACUAUCCAGUUGAAGCAGAACUUGUGGAACAGGAGAUAGCUGAAUUUUCAGUCGCGUAA
Messenger RNA from Fraxinus pennsylvanica, 315 nucleotides. The record is from the annotation of a GenBank genome assembly. Lineage: Eukaryota; Viridiplantae; Streptophyta; Magnoliopsida; Lamiales; Oleaceae.